Molecule: messenger RNA, 1799 nt
Organism: Frankliniella occidentalis (western flower thrips)
Lineage: Eukaryota; Metazoa; Arthropoda; Insecta; Thysanoptera; Thripidae
Product: fork head domain transcription factor slp2-like
Exons: 1
Coding region: 143-1126 (327 amino acids)
Biological process (GO): regulation of transcription by RNA polymerase II
Cellular component (GO): nucleus
Molecular function (GO): sequence-specific double-stranded DNA binding; DNA-binding transcription factor activity
Source: RefSeq, a predicted model, not a curated record
UGAGGAGGAACCGGCCGCUGGGGGAGGAGGUUGCCGUUGGAGCGGGAGGUCAGUCAGCAGCCAAGCUUCGAGGCGGACGGUCCAACACCGUGCCCGCCAGUUCAGUGACGUGUCCCGUGUUGUGUCUGUGUUCUGUGACGUGAUGUGCACCAUGGUGAGCGAAGAGAGCGCCGCGCCCCAGGCCGCGCCGGCCCACAGCAAGGUGCCGCUCAAGUUCAGCAUCCGCGCCCUGCUCGGCCAGGACGAGGACGCCGACGACACCGCGCCGUCCGACGCCCCGACGACGCCCAGCCCCGCGCCGAGCUCCGCGGCCAGCGGUGCCAGCUCGCCGCCCCCCAGCGACUGCGAGUCCGAGUUGGACGUGACCGGCGAGCAGACCGAAGACAAGAGCUCCGAGGAGGGCGCCGACAAGGCCGGCAGCAAGAAGCCCGAGAAGCCCACCUACUCGUACAACGCCAUGAUCAUGUUGGCCAUCCGCAACUCGCCCGAGAAGCGCCUCACCCUCAACGGCAUCUACGAGUAUAUCAUGAAGCACUUCCCCUACUACCGUGACAACAAGCAGGGCUGGCAGAACUCUAUCCGCCACAACCUGUCGCUCAACAAGUGCUUCGUCAAGGUGCCCCGCCACUACGACGACCCCGGCAAGGGAAACUACUGGAUGCUGGACCCCAGCGCCGACGACGUGUUCAUCGGGGGAUCCACCGGCAAGCUGCGCCGCCGCGUGCCGCCGUCCCGCAGCCGCAGGCGCGCCGGCCUCGGCCUCCUCCCGUUCGUGUACCCGGGCGGCAUCCCCGGCGGCCUCGGUGGCGUCGGCGGACUUCCCCUCGGCCUCCAGGGCGGUGCGCCGCACCCGUACCUGCAGCAGCAACACCACCUCUUCUCCAUGCUGGCCGCCUCCCCGAUGAGGUCAGCCGCCCCCGGCUCGGCCCCCAGCGCUCCGUCGUCCCCUGGCUUCCCCGACUGGAGGGGUAGCCUCCUGCUGCAGCAGCAACUGUUUCAGCAGCAGCUCCAGCAGCAGCAAGCCAGGUCACCGCCCUACCCCGGCGUGCCCGCGCACCACCACCACCCCCAGUACCUAGCAGCGUCGCCCACUGCGCCCUCCGCGUCGCCCCCCGCGAUGCGCUGACCUGGGUGCCGACAUGGACCGGCCUCCGUCCAAAUUCCUUCUGUCUGUGAUCCGGGCAGCCCUGCUGUUCGCAAAAGUGUGAGUGUGCGCGCGUGUAGUGACCGGGAGAACUGCAAGAACUGUGUGACGGCAGUGAAGAGUGUUUCUUUCUCUCAGUCGAUCUCGAACUGUGAAAAUUUGUUAUUGAGUAAGUGACAUUUGUAGUGAGAUUCAGAGCAUUUAGACAAUGUAGGAGUAGGUGUGGUAAAUUUUUAUUAUGAUCUCGUUGUAAGUUAAAAGUAUAGUCAAUCGCUGAACUGUUUUGUUGGAAUUAGGGUGAACAAAUGUAGUGUACGAAUUUGAUAUGACAGUUGCAUCUUUUAUUGUUUUUAUGUCUUCAUUUAUCAAUAAUUUGGCGCUCUGUAUGUUUAUUUAUGUCCUAUGUACUUUUCCUAAAUGUUCAGUUAGUCUGAGUGAUCACCUCAAUCAAUACGUCAGGGUACUUGAUUAGUUUUAUUGUGCAUUUUUCCUUUCAUGAUGCAUUUGUUUCUAAACGUUUUGGAUAUUAAACGUUUUCGCCAAAGAUAUGUAUAUGAUUUAUUGUAAAUAUUUAAAAGAAUUUUAUUGUGAAUGUUGUUGAUGUCGCGAGUCGGAGGCGGAGUGGGAGGUAAAAUAAACCCAUUUUUAAACAUAA